GAUUCGACCGGCACAUCGGAUUUACUCUUCAUUCUUUCGGAAAAACCAUUUCUGCAUCCGCGUUGAGGAACUGGUGCCUGUAUCAGGUUUGCGCAGGGGCGUCCUGAAACCACUCGCUUGAAGCCAAACUGUCAGAGCUUUGACGCAAAGCUUGACCGCGGAUCUCGAACACGUUUCGAAACAGCGUAAAGUUUUGGCUCGAAGUCUCUGUCGACAUCAACGACAUCAAAACGAAACGUUCAACGAUGAGAAACACGAGCCAUUGCCUUUGUCCGUGAUGGCAGAUGCCGUGCGACUCCGCUAAACGAGAGGGGAAAAUGUUGGUUACUGAUUCGAGGUCCACCCAGUCCAAUAGCGUUUGAUACCAACAUCUGAAAGAGAAGACAUGUGGACUUCGUUCCAGAGCGGAGAAACAUGCCUGUUCGAUUACGCCUUCAACCUUCACGGUACGGCCUGCUGGGGGUUACGUUGACAUUGCAUUCGGAUCUUGCGUUCUCCGCAAAAGCAAUAUCGAACGCUGCAAGUCAAGAGGUCCAUCCAAUCUAUCCGACCGGAUUCCAGGAAGCAGACCGCACACGAGUACGCAGAGGGCCUCCGUUUUCGCGGCCAUGCAGCCAAAGAGGCCACUGCGCGAGCGAAUCCAAUAUGUUGGCUGGACACGCCAGUUACCAAGGAUUGAGGCUGGAAGCGAGGCAUUUGCGGCUUUCAAUAGUCCCAGGCCAAGUCAUCAUCAGACCAUUUGCUGGCAUUUUCCUGCCAUAUUUGGGCAUAUUUGCCGGCAUUCAAAGACUACCACAUGCAGUGCACGGUGUACCAACCUCCCCACAGGCCGCGGGUGAAUCGGGCACUGGGGACUUGCCUCGAACCUUUCCUUCUGCAGGUUCUACGGAGAGUCACCUCCUCAUAUGUUUGGGGAAGCAGUACACACGACCUGAUAGCAAAGACCGAUGGAGGUCUCCCUCGCGCAUAGCAUGAGUACUUCACCUCUUUUUCGUCAAGCGGUUGCACGAUGACCAAAAUAAUGUCCUCCUGCUGUUGGCUUGCGGCUCAGUGGG
Westerdykella ornata is the source of this 1055-nucleotide messenger RNA. RefSeq lists its product as uncharacterized. The record is from RefSeq and is a predicted model, not a curated record. NCBI's taxonomy places the organism in Eukaryota, Fungi, Ascomycota, Dothideomycetes, Pleosporales, Sporormiaceae. The transcript has 3 exons. The coding region runs from base 415 to 975 and encodes 186 amino acids.